Neopsephotus bourkii (Bourke's parrot) is the source of this 801-nucleotide messenger RNA. It is a transcript of the gene LSM4, whose product is annotated as LSM4 homolog, U6 small nuclear RNA and mRNA degradation associated. The record is from RefSeq and is a predicted model, not a curated record. Lineage: Eukaryota; Metazoa; Chordata; Aves; Psittaciformes; Psittacidae. Gene Ontology annotation, cellular component: spliceosomal tri-snRNP complex; U6 snRNP; P-body. The coding region runs from base 245 to 619 and encodes 124 amino acids. The transcript has 5 exons. Gene Ontology annotation, biological process: nuclear-transcribed mRNA catabolic process; mRNA splicing, via spliceosome; P-body assembly. Gene Ontology annotation, molecular function: U6 snRNA binding.
CGCUGUCGUAAACGCGCGGACCGGAACGGUCGUGGUGUUGCUUUGCGGCCCAUAGCCCGUGGGUGCUCUGAUUGGCUCCGCUGUGACCGCGCCGUGCUCUGAUUGGCUUCGCCAGGGCAGCGCCGCGCUCUGAUUGGCCCCGCGCGGGGCCGGGGGCGGUUUGAGCGGCAGCGACCGGCGCGGCGGCCUCUCUCUUCCCCCGCAGCUGCCCCUGUCCCUGUUGAAGACGGCGCAGAACCACCCCAUGCUGGUGGAGCUGAAGAACGGCGAAACGUACAACGGGCACCUGGUGAGCUGCGACAACUGGAUGAACAUCAACCUGCGGGAGGUCAUCUGCACGUCCCGGGAUGGAGACAAGUUCUGGAGGAUGCCAGAGUGCUACAUUCGUGGCAGCACCAUCAAAUACCUGCGGAUCCCCGAUGAGAUCAUUGACAUGGUGAAAGAAGAGGUGGUGUCCAAGGGCAGAGGCCGUGGUGGGAUGCAACAGCAGAAGCAACAGAAGGGCCGUGGCGUUGGAGGUGCUGGACGAGGUGUGUUUGGUGGCCGUGGCCGAGGGAUCCCAGGCAGCGGAAGAGGCCAGCAGGAGAAAAAGCCAGGCAGACAAGCAGCAAAGCAGUGAGCUGGCCGGGGCCGGGGCUGCGAUGCCCAUGGGGUUUCCACCUCAGGAUUGCCAUGUGUUCAAAAGUGUCCCCUUCCUCCUCUUCUGCCCAUCGAGCCGGGCCCAAAUCAUGUCCUUUGGAAGCCCCUCUUGCAAUUUCAUGUGGUAAAAAGUGGAGUUAUUUACUCCUUGUAGUAGGCAAA